Messenger RNA from Ostertagia ostertagi, 786 nucleotides. The record is from the annotation of a GenBank genome assembly. NCBI's taxonomy places the organism in Eukaryota, Metazoa, Nematoda, Chromadorea, Rhabditida, Trichostrongylidae.
AUGAUAUUUGAUGAUGUUUCAGUGAAAACUCGUCCAGAUGUCGAACUGGAUGUUGACGCCGAUGCUCAGGAAGUCGACGUCCCUACUUCCACUCGUGCUGCGCAAGUAUGGAAGCAUCACAGGCUAACUACAGUACGUGGAGCGACGGCAAGCACAAGCCUAACUUAUGCACCCGGUACCCUAACCCGCAAUGAGCACCAAUCUGCUAUCAGUACGACCACAUCACCACUACGCUUCACACAUUCACCUCUAAUUCACACUAGCAACGAACAAAGCACGUCUAGAGAGCGAACGACAAGAAUGACGCCAGCUGUGGUCGUUGCAAACCGAAGAACUGACGUGACAACUGCAGCCGAGAGGUUACCCACUAGCACUCAGUCUAGCACUAUCACUAUUAAACCAUUCAGAACAACUCGUACUACCUCGACCAGAAAGACGACACCAAAGCCUUUGCAAGCAACAACGGAAGAGGUGGAGUAUGAAAUUGUGGAGGUCGAAGUAGACGAAAAUGGCAACGAAAUCGAAGGCGAAAAGUUAGAGAGUUCUGUGGAGCAACCUAUCAAUGGAGAACGGGCCCAGAAAGUACCAAACGCACAAAGGAGUGGGGAAGUGCAGGAGGAUGAGCCACUCGGAAAGCGGAAAAACCACGAAUUGGGAGAGCAGGAGGAACGGAGAAAAUUGGUGGAGGCUCAGAAGCGAGCUUUGAAUCUUCCGGUCGACACCGAGGUUGAAUAUUUUGACAAUGAAACUACGAACACGGCUGACGCAUCGCCUGACGGUGGAUGA